This is a messenger RNA of Lolium rigidum, 852 nucleotides long. RefSeq lists its product as uncharacterized. The transcript has a single exon. The record is from RefSeq and is a predicted model, not a curated record. NCBI's taxonomy places the organism in Eukaryota, Viridiplantae, Streptophyta, Magnoliopsida, Poales, Poaceae. Gene Ontology annotation, biological process: shoot system development; root development. The coding region runs from base 1 to 852 and encodes 283 amino acids.
AUGGCACCCAGCUUUGGCCGCUCCAUCUCAUUCCCCCUCAGCCCGGCGCGCGCCUCCAGGCCCCGCGCCGCCGCCUACCACGUCCGCUCCGUCUCCCUCCCAUGCAGCUCCCACCCGCUCCUCGCCCAUCUCUGCAACCACAUCACCGCCGUCCGCUCCUGGGUCGCCGCACCCUCCUCCCCAUCUACGGGGCUCGCCCACCUCGACGCGCUCCACGCCGCUCUGGCAGAGCUCCUGCUCCUCCCCGAAGCUCGCGCCGCGCUACACCACGGAUCCGCCACCGCAACAUGCCUCCUCGACGGCUUCCUCCUCCUCGCCGACGCGCACGGCGCGUUCCAGGAGACGGUCGUCGAGCUCCGGGCGCACGCGUCCGACGCGCAGGCCGCGCUCCGGCGCCGCGACGACGCCAGGCUCGCCUCGGCCGUGCGCUCACUCCGCCGCGCCGAGAAGGAUCUCGCACGCCUCGCCACCACCGUACGAUCCGCCGCCAAGUUCCCGACGAUGCCGUCGGCAUCCACCAGCUCGGCGGAGGUCGAGGUGUCCGGAGCACUCGUCGAGGCCGUGGCUGCCGCGGCGUGCGCGUCCGCUAACGUGUUCUCCGCGGUCGAGUCCGUGUCCUCUGCGGCCACAACCGCUCUGGCCUCCAAGAAGACCAUGGCUUCAUCAAUCAUGUCUCUCGUCAAGAGCGGCAAGCCCGCAUCCGACGACGAGAAGGAGGCGGCGGCACUGGAGAGUCUUGACGAGGUAGAGGCGUGCGUCGCCGUGAUUGAGGGCGCGAGCGACAAGGUGUUCAGGAGCAUCCUGCACACCAGGGUCGCGCUGCUCAACAUCCAGACUGAGACAUGCUGUUAA